CAGUGCCCCUCACAUUGUGACUGUGAUGUCAGCAGGAAAGAGACUAUUACCUGCUGUUUGUACACUAUCCAUUCAAACAGGCGAUGACAAGCUAGACAGGUGGUUCAUCCAGUGGACAGAAAGAUCAAGAUGUCUCAGGGCCUAGAGAAAUCAUUCCGUCAAUAUGCAUCUUACGGUACUUCCAAAGCGUCUGGAAAUGAUAUGACUGGCAAAAACUUUAGCAAACUCUGCAAGGAAUGCAGUAUACUAGAGGGUGGAUGCACCAGCACAGAUGUGGACAUUGCAUUCGCCAAGGUCAAAAGUAAGGCAUCCCAUGUGAUCAAUUAUGAACAAUUUCAAAAGGCCCUGGAACUGCUCUCAGUGAAGAGAUUUCCUGGGAAGCCAGCAGAUGAGGCAUUAGCUGACAUCCGUAAGCUUGUAGAGGGGAAAGAGCCGGCCAGCGCGGGAACCACUAAAGCUGUGUCUGCAGGGGUAGUGGAUCGUCUAACAGACACUUCAAAGUACACUGGCUCACACAAGGAGCGUUUUGAUGAAAGCGGCAAAGGCAAAGGCAUUUCAGGACGCGAGCAGGAGGCAGACACCUCUGGAUAUGUGGGAGCUUAUAAGGGAGUGGGGACAUAUGAUCAGAAAAAGAAACCUUAAUUCUGAGAAAACCGCCAAAGGCCAUAACUGUAGUUAGAAGUGUGCUUACAACAGCUUGUCAAUAAUCACCAUUGCUUAAGUCUGAA
Messenger RNA from Pseudophryne corroboree (corroboree frog), 728 nucleotides. RefSeq names its product tubulin polymerization promoting protein family member 2 (gene TPPP2). The transcript has 4 exons. Gene Ontology annotation, cellular component: microtubule. Gene Ontology annotation, molecular function: tubulin binding. The record is from RefSeq and is a predicted model, not a curated record. The coding region runs from base 130 to 642 and encodes 170 amino acids. NCBI's taxonomy places the organism in Eukaryota, Metazoa, Chordata, Amphibia, Anura, Myobatrachidae. Gene Ontology annotation, biological process: microtubule polymerization; positive regulation of protein polymerization; microtubule bundle formation.